AUACAAGAGAGGAAAAGAGCUAAUAAUAGGAGGGGAAAGAGAGCCAGUAACUUCAUCGCCAUUGAGCAACUAAAAUUAGAAAGUUGUUCGUGUAUUUGCUUUCCUUUCAACUCUCUCUCUCUUUCUCUAUAUAUGGGUUCAACCCAAAUUUCCUUCCAACAGAAUUCAUCAAAAGAAGAUGCAUAUUUGAAAGCAUAAAAAAGAAAUAUAAUAAAAUAAAGAAAAAGGAGAAUGGCUAUACAAAUGAAUAUUGCAAUUACAGCAUUGCUACUUUUGUUUACUUCAAUCCCUAUACUUGAAUGUACUGAUAUUGAUGUGGUUGCCAACUUUGGGGCAGUAGCCGAUGGACAAACGGACUUGAGCCAACCCUUGAUGAAUGCUUGGAAAGAAGCCUGUGCAUCGCCAGAAGCCGUUAAUAUUGUGAUUCCCGAAGGGACCUACUUAUUAAGUGAAGCCACCUUGAAUGGCCCUUGCCAAGCUCCUAUCUCGCUUCAGCUUCAGGGCACCCUCAUGGCUCCUGAAGAUCCUACUGUUUUUAAGGAAGCAACUUGGGUUUCCAUCUCCUAUGUCGAUGGCCUAACAAUGUUCGGCGGUGGGGUUUUCGAUGGCCAAGGAGCCAGUGCUUGGGGCCAAAACGACUGCGCUAAGAACAAAAACUGCGUAAAACUUCCCAUUAAUAUUAGAUUUCAUGUUGUCAAGAAUUCACUCAUACAAGACAUAACCACCAAAGACAGCAAGCAAUUCCACGUUAAUGUUCUAGGAUGCUCUAACAUUACGUUUCAAAGUUUCACCGUCUCUGCACCCGAAGAAAGCCUAAACACGGACGGAAUUCACAUCGGACGAUCAGAUGGGGUUUACAUUCUCGACUCAAAGAUUGGAACUGGUGAUGACUGUGUCUCCCUGGGUGAUGGUAGCAACAAUGUGAAAGUCCAGGGAGUAACUUGUGGACCUGGUCAUGGCAUCAGUAUAGGAAGUCUCGGAAAAUACAAAAACGAAGAACCGAUAUUAGGAGUUUUUGUCACGCAAUGCACCUUCGCUAAUACUAUGAAUGGUGUGAGGAUCAAAACUUGGCCGGCCUCUCAACCUGGCUCAGCAACGGAUAUACAUUUCGAGGAUAUAACCAUGGAUAACGUCGGAAAUCCUAUCCUGGUUGAUCAAGAAUAUUGCCCAUGGAACCAAUGCGAUCUAUCGGUUCCAUCGCGUGUUCAACUCAGCAAACUUAGCUUCAAGAAUAUUCGAGGCACUUCUAAAACUCAGAUUGCCGUGAAGCUUAUUUGCAGCAGCGGUUUGCCAUGUGAUGAAGUGGAGUUGGCCGACAUCGACCUUACUUACAAUGGACCCGAAGGACCUGCGAUAUCUCAAUGUUCAAACGUGCAUCCCGCACUUUCCGGUGUGCAGAACCCAGCUGCAUGUUCAAGCGAACCUACCGGAGAAGCUGCUCCUUAAUCAGUUAGCCAAAAACCAGGAGUCUAGAUAUUAAAUAACUUUGGAAACAUUUUAUAGGGUUUGUAAACAAAUGAAAAUUUGCACGUAAAGAGCUCAAACUGGAACUGUAUUAGCAAUGGAGUAACCUGUUUUCAUUACUUGAAUUGAAA
This is a messenger RNA of Gossypium arboreum, 1595 nucleotides long. Its product is annotated as exopolygalacturonase-like. Bases 232 to 1446 code for a protein of 404 amino acids. Gene Ontology annotation, biological process: carbohydrate metabolic process. Gene Ontology annotation, molecular function: polygalacturonase activity. NCBI's taxonomy places the organism in Eukaryota, Viridiplantae, Streptophyta, Magnoliopsida, Malvales, Malvaceae. The transcript is spliced from 3 exons. The record is from RefSeq and is a predicted model, not a curated record.